GUAUAUAAGAGACAGAUUCCUUGAUUCUGCAUAUUCGUUAUUACUGUAAUCAUGAAACUCUGCUUUGGUAUCGUGUUGGCUGUUACAGUUUUGGUCUUGGCCAAUGCUGAAAACAUAGGGGAGUUAUAUCGAAAUGUCGAGAGCGAGUGCAAGAAACCAGAUGCAAUAAAACCUCUUUUCCUUUGCAUGAACGUCAAAUUUGGUAUACAGAAAGAAAAUGGAGACAUUGACGAAGUUGUUUUGAGGAAAAACCUCGCACAACGUCAUAAAUUUGGUGCUGAUAAAAUUAACGAAGUUAUAAAUGAAUGUGGCGUCAGGAAAGGUAUUACUGCUGGUGAAGCUGGAGAUGCAUUGAGACACUGCCUUCGUAAGUAUUUUGCUACCGUAUAGGUACUCAAGAAGAGAUCAAUUUUUCACAUACCCCAAUUGUUACCAGGAAAUAAAAAUAUUUUCAAGUA
Molecule: messenger RNA, 458 nt
Organism: Leptinotarsa decemlineata (Colorado potato beetle)
Lineage: Eukaryota; Metazoa; Arthropoda; Insecta; Coleoptera; Chrysomelidae
Source: RefSeq, a predicted model, not a curated record